AUGAGCCGAUAUACACUGCCCCAGCCCACCCCUGUCUGCUCCUGCCAACUCCUUCGGGCCGAGAUCUCCCCUCCCAGGGCUCUGGCUCUGGCUCUGGAGGCGCAGGCCCGCGGACAGACCGGUGCAUCCUGGGGCACGAAACAGAGGCUCUCUGCUCCGGAGGACGCAGAAUGCGGACUGGCCGUACGAGAGGCACAAAAAGCAGACAGUUCCCCGGAGGAGCCAGGCCUGGUUCCUGGAUACAGAGGCCAUGUUCCCGGUGUGGCCUCCUCCUUCGGUUCCACCUACGGCACCACCACCUUCAAGUACUUCCAGGACCACCGCAAUGCAGCCAUGGAGAAGAGCCACACCCACUUCUGCAAAGGCGGCCACUUCCCGACCAUCUUCUCCCCAAGCCCCAGCCUCCUGCAGAGUCACUGUGCCCGCUGGCUGCUCAAGCCCACCUACACCCGCUUCAACCUGGACAGUGACCGCUCCCUCGAGCUCACCCGCUUCUACCAGCUGGCACAGCAGCAUCGACAUCACUAUCGAGACAAGACAGGCCUGGUGCCCCGGGUCCCCUACUUCGUGCUGCCUGUGGAGGAGCGCGAGCGGUACCCCAUCCCCACCGACCUGCCUCCUCUGAGCGCGAAGAAUAAGUGGCACCUUUUUAGAGUCUCCCCCGAGAACCGGAAGGUCUACCAGACGUUCCCGUCGGGGAAGAGGGUCUCCUACCAGGAGCGGCAGAGAAGAGACGCCUACUUUGAGUUUAGAUCGUGA
Myotis brandtii (Brandt's bat) is the source of this 759-nucleotide messenger RNA. RefSeq names its product chromosome unknown open reading frame, human C2orf70 (gene CIMIP2C). The transcript has 6 exons. Bases 1 to 759 code for a protein of 252 amino acids. NCBI's taxonomy places the organism in Eukaryota, Metazoa, Chordata, Mammalia, Chiroptera, Vespertilionidae. The record is from RefSeq and is a predicted model, not a curated record.